AAAACGUGAAGAUGUUAAAAGGAAUACAGACUACAUUGACCUUUCAUCAUAAUGGAAACAUAGAUGUCUUAACCAGCUGCUAAACGGAUUCGCUGAGAGCUGCAUACUGGCGAUGUUGGAAAGCAAUAUUCAGGCAGUGGUUAAAUAUAAAAAUUCAAAAAUGCCUUAUUCGUUACGGCAUCCACAAGAACCCGACCACGAAAUUUCCGAAUACAGCUAUUCACAAUGGAAUAGUGUACUCUUACGGAACAACGAGGCGAACAUCUGCUCCGCCAAAAGAAUAGCACCCGUUGGGACUUGCUCAAUAUAUACUCGCAAAGCUCUCGCUCAAAUACUGUCUUUAUACCAGCAAGAAAAUUCAUACAGACAACUAUUUAACGCGUCCUUCUUACUGAUAUCAUUAUGCUUGCUCUUCGCCGCAACCACCAUAGCCGAGCAUGUGCGCGAGCUUGAAGUAUCCGAAGGUGUGCCCAUUGGACACCAGAUUGGCUUUAUUGGGGAAUUCUCUCACGGGAUGGAUAGUGGCCCACCCUAUCUUAUAGUGCCGGUACCGGGUAGUGCUGUGGACACCGAUCUUGCUAUUGAUCACACGACCGGUGAUAUACGGACUAAGGUAUAUUUGGAUCGUGAGUCUCGUGCGUCCUAUAGCUUGGUAGCUAUACCUUUAAGUGGAGAAAAUGUGCGUGUAGUGCUGCGAGUAUUGGAUGAAAAUGACAAUGCGCCGAUUUUUCCACAACCGGUAAUGAAUAUCGAGUUUCCCGAAAAUACGCCGCGAGAUGUGAAAAGAACGUUGAAUCCUGCUCGUGAUCUAGACCUCGGUCAAUACAAUACACAACGUUACAAUAUCGUAUCCGGUAAUUUUAAUAAUGCAUUCCGUCUAUCGUCUCAUCGCGAGCGUGACGGCGUGCUUUACCUGGACUUGCAGAUUAACGGAUUUCUCGAUCGCGAAACGACCCCGGCUUAUACUUUGGUAAUUGAGGCGUUAGACGGUGGAAGUCCACCAUUACGUGGACAGAUGACUGUUAACAUUACUAUACAAGAUGUCAACGACAACCAGCCAAUAUUCAAUCAGAGUCGUUACUUCGCUACUGUAUCGGAGAAUGCCACUGUUGGAACGAGUGUAUUGCAAGUGUGUGCCACAGAUAUAGAUUCUGAUGAAAAUGGGCUGGUGGAGUAUUCCAUAAAUCGGCGACAGAGUGAUAAAGAACAAAUCUUUCGUAUCGAUUCGCAAACUGGUUUGAUUUCAGUGAAUAAACCUCUGGAUUUCGAGACGAAGGAGCUGCACGAGCUUGUUGUGGUUGCAAAAGACCAGGGCGAGCAAUCACUAGAAACCACCGCAUUUGUGUCUAUACGAGUAACAGAUGUCAAUGAUAAUCUCCCGUCGAUCAAUGUUAUUUUCCUUAGCGACGACGCAACGCCCAAGAUUUCGGAGUCGGCAAAACUCGGUGAGAUUGUGGCGCGUAUUUCUGUCAAUGAUCCAGAUUCAAAGGCCGAAUACUCGAACGUAAAUGUUACUCUUAAUGGUGGCGAUGGACACUUUGGGCUCAGUACACGUGACAACAUCAUCUAUUUGGUGAUCGUCUCCCAACCUCUUGAUCGUGAGUCUCAGUCGAACUAUACGCUUAGUGUUGUGGCCACAGAUAAUGGCACACCGCCAUUGCAUGCCUCGAAAACUAUUUAUCUACGCGUAACAGAUAUCAACGAUUAUGCGCCGGAGUUUGAGCAUGAAGUGUACGAUGCCAAUGUGAUGGAAGUGGCUGAUCCUGGAACAUCUGUUUUAAAAGUGACUGCAUUUGAUCGCGACGAGGGAAAUAAUUCCGCAGUGCUUUACGCGCUUGCUGAUACACCAGAAACACACGCCGAAUGGUUUCAGAUUGAUCGACAUACGGGGUUGAUAACUACGCGCUCGCAAAUUGACUGUGAAACCGAGCCCGUUCCGCAGCUGACGGUUGUAGCUAAAGACAAUGGACAUCCACCACUCUCAUCCACAGCUACAGUGCUUGUAACCAUACAUGAUGUCAACGAUAAUGAACCGAUUUUUGAUGAGAGCUUUUACAAUGUUUCGGUAGCCGAAAAUGAACCCGUUGGACGGUGCAUUCUAAAGGUAAGUGUAGAUGUCGAUAGUUAACAGUAAAUGUGAUUUGC
Messenger RNA from Rhagoletis pomonella (apple maggot), 2145 nucleotides. RefSeq names its product protein dachsous-like. Lineage: Eukaryota; Metazoa; Arthropoda; Insecta; Diptera; Tephritidae. The record is from RefSeq and is a predicted model, not a curated record. The transcript has a single exon. Gene Ontology annotation, cellular component: plasma membrane. Bases 113 to 2128 code for a protein of 671 amino acids. Gene Ontology annotation, molecular function: calcium ion binding. Gene Ontology annotation, biological process: homophilic cell-cell adhesion.